AUGGCGAUGAAAGGCGACGAUGUCGCCUGGGAAGAGAGCGAGCGCAGUGAGCGCGUUUGGCGGCACUCUCUUUUCGAGGAAUCAACGCUGAGGGCUAUUGGCCGAUUCAUUGCCAAACACCGUCAGGGAGUUCCCACGGAGCUAUGCGAACCGAAGGCGGGCGGCUUUAACGCCUUAUUCAGGAUCAAGUUCAUCGACGGUGGCUCGGCCGUGAUACGCUUUACAAAACCAGGGUCCACUAUGUUUCCGGAGGAAAAGAUAAAGCAAGAGGUAGCAACGAUGAGAUACAUUCAGGAUAACACUACGAUUCCUGUUCCUUUUGUCCAUCACUGGGGUACCCGGGAGGAGAGCCCGCUCAACAUCGGUGCCUUUAUCAUUCUGGAGCUCCUCGCCCCCUCGCACGACCAGGGCCCUAUCAAGCUGUGGUGUGACGAUCUACGGCCAUCCAACAUUCUGCUCGACGCCAACUACCAGAUCGUCGCCGUGAUUGACUGGGAGUUUAGCUACGCCGCGCCCAACAAAUCCACGUUUGCACCACCAUGGUGGCUGCUCCUUGAGCAGCCCGAGUACUGGAAGGAGGGCCUAGACAGUUGGACCGAGGCAUACAAAAACCGGCUGCCCGUGUUCCUCGAGGCCAUUGCAAUGUGCGAGGAUACCGCCAUCGCCGCGGGGAAGCUUGGCGAGCUCCAGCGGCUGUCGGACAAGACGGGAGCGAGCUGGGCCAGCGGGGAUUUCUGGGCUGUGUACGCCGCGCGCAAGAAUUUUGCGUUUGACUGCGUGUACUGGAAGGAGCUCGAUGGCCGCUUUUUCGGGCCAGUCGAGGGAGAUCCGGACCGCGAGACAGAUGGACCGCGAGGCUGGGGCUUUUGA
This is a messenger RNA of Cordyceps fumosorosea ARSEF 2679, 870 nucleotides long. RefSeq names its product phosphotransferase family protein. NCBI's taxonomy places the organism in Eukaryota, Fungi, Ascomycota, Sordariomycetes, Hypocreales, Cordycipitaceae. The transcript has 2 exons. The record is from RefSeq and is a predicted model, not a curated record. Bases 1 to 870 code for a protein of 289 amino acids.